This is a messenger RNA of Rhopilema esculentum, 2591 nucleotides long. Its product is annotated as cyclin-Y-like protein 1. The record is from RefSeq and is a predicted model, not a curated record. NCBI's taxonomy places the organism in Eukaryota, Metazoa, Cnidaria, Scyphozoa, Rhizostomeae, Rhizostomatidae.
UAUUGUGAUUACAUGCCGAUUACACUGCGCUCAUGCUGAAUCCAAAAUUAGGCCCAGAAACACUUUUCGGUUGCGCUCUGAGAACGACGCACUUAAAUUUUGCAGUUAAGGUUUAAACAGUUAAAAGAAGAGGUUGUGACAAUGGGAUGUAUCAGAUCCCUCUAGGCCUUAGCACAGAUGCCUUUGCCAUUUGAAUGUUGCUUUAGCUGCAGUCAAACUUUACUCGACCAUGGGAAACAACUGUUGUAUUUACGAUUCUUCCGAAGACCUGAAUGCCAAGCCACUCAAGGAAACUUUCAUAGAAGAAAGAAAGCCAAAUGAAGCAACAGAAUUACCACAUAUAAGCGAUCGUGAAGACCUGUCAAAUCUAUCUGAAACUCUCUUUCUUGAAAGAUCAGUUAAUGGAAGGCCAAAUUUUAUCAAGCUUGCAAAUGGCACCUCAAAGUCUAAGCGUCAUACAAUUAUGCUCUCAUCUUCUAAUAAUGCAAUUUCAAAGAGCCCACAAGGUGGUAUGAGAAAGGCCAAUUCCUGUUCAACAAUUUUCAUAGAUGACAAUACUGUGAGUCAGCCAAACCUGAAAGCAAUGCUUAAGUGUGUCUCUCUGGCUGUAUACUAUCAUAUCAAGUCAAGUGGGAACGACAGCCGGCUGCUGGAUAUUUUUGAUGAGAAAGCUCAUCCUUUGUCUAGAGAGCCAGUACCUAGUAACUACUCGAAGAUUAAGCCAGAGUACAGACAUAUUUACAGGUUCAUGAAAACACUGUUCAACGCUGCUCAGCUGACUGCCGAGUGUGCUAUCAUUACACUGGUUUACCUGGAACGACUUUUAACUUAUGCUGAGAUCGAUAUCCACCCGAGCAACUGGAAAAGGAUAUUACUUGGGGCAAUUUUGUUGUCAUCGAAAGUCUGGGACGACCAAGCAGUUUGGAAUGUUGAUUACUGUCAGAUUUUACGUGACAUAAAAGUUGAGGCCAUGAACGAGCUUGAAAGAUCUUUCUUGGAACAUUUAGAGUUUAAUAUCAAUGUCCCCUCGAGUGUGUACGCCAAAUAUUACUUCGACCUCCGAGCUUUGGCAGAGCAAAACGAUUUGAUCUUACCUACGGAACCUUUGGAUAAAGAGAGAGCAAAAAAGUUGGAGGCAAUAACGAGAAUUUGUGAAGACAAAUUACAAGAUGUAUCGAUGAAAGCGCUCAACAGAUCAAGUAGUAUGGACGAUUUAAGGCGCAAGAGGCGAAGUAUUGCAGUUUUAUCCUAGUUAAGCUCGUCUUUAGAUGUUUUAUUCCACUGUAGUAAAACAAACGUAUUAUUUUUCUUUGAAAUAUGAGUAGCUAUCCCAUUUGUAGAUUUUCAUGACAGUUUUCGACCACAGUAUUAUUGUUCCCAGCCCCCUUACAACAUGAAACUGGCUUUAAUUGAAUAGGGUGUUAAGGAAAUGAGGUCACACAGUCAAUGGUCACUGUAAGCUCUUAUCUUAUAACGGGGCUAAUUCUGCCGCACCCUGAAAGGCCUGCUCUUUAUUCCAUUCGGCCACAGUAGUUUGGAUAAAGGCUAGCCAUUCAUCUUUACAAAAUUAGUGUCCGUACAUCUACUUUUGUGCUGGUUUAGCUUUCAGCGGGUCAAAAUAUUUCAUUCUGAUGGACUGUCCACAUUGUAGGCCCUUUUUCUCGUACCACUAGUAUGAAACGAAGAAAUGCCUAGAAACUCAAAAACACCUUUGCUGUUAACUUCGCCAAAUCGGGUCUUUGUUUUGAGAUCUAAACAAAGUACGGAUGUGGAUGCAAUAAUGUCGCCGUUUAAUUAAAAAUCGAUCUGAAAAGUAAAGUUGGUCAUACUUUCAUUUGUGAAAGGAGCAAGACAUAUUCUUGCUGCCAUUGCAAAAUUCCGAAAAAACACUUGUAUGGACAAUUCUUAUGCAGUUAAACGUCUGUCAGCCAAUUAAGAUGGCAAUUAAUUACAAAUAGCUCGCUGUCAAUCAUACGAUCCACUUUUGUAAGCACAAGGCAGAAAGGAUACACACAUUAUCCAGCCUUACUACUUUUGAUUUGUGUUAUGAAAGAAAUGAACGUUGCAAUUUUAUUUAUUUAGCUGCUUUUUGUAUCUUUGUGUAGUUAAUGAACAGAAGUAAAAAACGUUUUUACAUGCAGGUGUUGGAUUUAUGAUUCAACCCAUGAAUGCUAUGUUCUUUCGAGGUCCCAGGGAGUAUGCGACAUCUAAUUCCGGCAGGGGUGCCUUUAGGGUGCACGAAAUCCACACAUUCUGGUCUACAGACCGCUGAAACCUCCAAAAAUGAUUCCCAACUUUUUAAAAUAUUAGCAAUACCCAGCCUAAAUUUUGUUUGGAAACUUUUUGUCGAUCAAUCAAUGUAGCAAUCGUACCAUUUUUUUUAAAGAAUACAAGUUACCUUGCUCAAGUGAGAUAAAUGAAUCCAUCUCCAGUGGUAUGUACCCUCGGCUCGAGUGAUGAUAUCUCGGGAUAAAAUGCACUAUCUUUUCUUAAACUCGUUAUUGAUUUGAACAAUUGUAGUGUUGUAUAUUUUGAACUUAAGCGACUCCUAAGGGUCAUAUACGUCUCAAUCAAAGUGGCCAAACGAUUUA